CAGCGGGCGCGCCCGUUUUACGUCAUCAACAGGCGUCUUCAAACCCCACCAGCGGGAGUUCGCACAACUUGGAAACGGCUGAGAAGUUUGCAUUUAGGCAAAUCGGCGUGUCGACAUGUCGCAGAGAAAGAGGCUGUCCAACACACAGAGCUCCUCUCAGAGCAGAAGGCAACCGAGCACUGUAGCGGCUCAGGAAGAAGAUGAAGACACAACCUUCACUCAGCCAAGUACGUCACAGGUCCAGAGAGGGCUGGAGAAGCUCACACCUUCACAGGUCGACCAAAAGACAGCUGAGGUUGUGCAGUACUUCUUGGUGAAGGACCAAAAGAAGAUUCCCAUACGGCGAGCAGACCUUGUGAAACACGUGGUGAAGGAGUACAGAACCAUCUACCCUGAGAUCAUGAAGAGAGCAGCCCGCAUUUUUGAGACGGUAUUUGGCCUUAAACUGGUCGAAAUCGACACCAAAAAUCACAUGUACAUACUGAUCAAUAGGUUUGAGACAGCUGAGGCAGCCUCACCAAUAACUAACCCCACUAAUCCAAAGAUGGGUCUUCUGUUUGUGAUCCUGAGUGUCAUUUUCAUGAAAGGAGGCGUUGUCAGAGAAAACCUCAUCUGGAAUACUCUCAAGAAACUCCGUGUUGAUCCCGGAGAGAAACAUGAAGAGUUUGGUGACGUGAAGAAAGUGGUCACGGACGAGUUUGUGCGUCAAAGGUACUUGGAAUAUGUGCGAAUCCCUCACACAGAGCCAGUUGAGCAUGAAUUCAGAUGGGGUCAACGUGCUGAAAUUGAAGUGUCAAAAGCCAAAAUCCUCGAGUUCAUGGGUGAACUCCAUGAACAGGAUCCACAGAGUUGGAGGCAGCAAUACAGAGAGGCCCACCAAUCCAACCCAACACAGGCCGGCAGCACCCAGAGAUGACCUUCUUAUUUAUUUUAGGAGAGAAGCUACGUUUUUGUUUUCAUAGUGAAGACAGACAAAUCUACAGUUGCAAUACGAGACAUAUAAAUCCAGGGAGUCAGUUUAAACUCUCAAUUCAAAUCCUCAUUAUUAUACAUAUUUGUAUGUUCAUACUUUGUUAGCAGUUAGUCUGUUAAGUCUGAGAUUGUAGUCUUUUUAAAGAGAAAAUAAUUUAAUAUCACACACACUUGUCAGAUAUCCAUUUUUAUUGUAUUGCCUGGACUUGAAAAUAAAAUCUUUUAUAACAGA
This is a messenger RNA of Micropterus salmoides (largemouth bass), 1204 nucleotides long. RefSeq names its product necdin-like 2 (gene ndnl2). The transcript has 11 exons. The coding region runs from base 116 to 916 and encodes 266 amino acids. Gene Ontology annotation, cellular component: nucleus. The record is from RefSeq and is a predicted model, not a curated record. Lineage: Eukaryota; Metazoa; Chordata; Actinopteri; Centrarchiformes; Centrarchidae.